GUGCUCAUCGGCAUGUCCACGGGCGGCCGGCGGCGCGCCCUGGUGCCCCCAGAGCUGGGCUACACCAGCAGCGCGCUGCAGCCCCAGCCCCCCACCUUUGCCACGCGGCGCCAGCUCGCAAACCACUCGCGGGAGCCCCUGCUGUUUGAAAUCCAGCUGCUGCGGGUCAACAACCAGAAGUGA
This is a messenger RNA of Monoraphidium neglectum, 183 nucleotides long. RefSeq lists its product as hypothetical. The transcript has a single exon. The record is from RefSeq and is a predicted model, not a curated record. Lineage: Eukaryota; Viridiplantae; Chlorophyta; Chlorophyceae; Sphaeropleales; Selenastraceae. The annotation marks the transcript as partial. Gene Ontology annotation, molecular function: peptidyl-prolyl cis-trans isomerase activity.